UCAGAACCUCUCCUCAGAGUAAAGAGACACGAUGACAUGAAAAACCGUAAUGUUCCCUGCAGGAAAGUCUUCACCGUCACUGGAUCUCCAGAGCGUUGGGGAAAAUGACUAGUUUUGUCACAUUUGCUCAGCAUGUUUGGAAACUUUUUGCAACUGAAAGAAAGCCUGGCUGGAAGAAUCUCUUGCACCUGUUUGCGAUCUGCAGCAUCGUUAGUUUAGUAUCCAGUGUGUUCCUGCUGCUAGCUGGGUAUUCGUUUCUGGUGGACUAUCCUCUGUUUUCCUUGGUCACAUCCGUAUUCCUUUGGACUGUCCUUUCUGUUGGUUUGUGCUUUUCUAGGCACCUGCGCUGUUGUACUGCUCUCUUCUUCCUUUCCUGCGGUCUGCGUGAAGGAAGGAAUGCCUUAAUUGCAGCCGGGGCUGGUGUAGCAGUGGCUGGCAAUCUCGAAAGUAUUUUUUACAAUUUAAAACAGCUAGCAGAUAGUGUGACCUGCAUUCUGGAAUCCCAACGUUUCCCCUUUCUCAGCCACUACGUUGCAGCAAUUUGGUGGAUCUACCGUCAGCUCAACCUUUUGGACAACCCGUUUAAAGACAUUGUGUCGGUCGAUGGGCAGCUGAAUGUGUUUUACUCGGUUUCAGAUGAGAGCUUGAAAACGAAACUUCAGCACACAAGAUGGCGCCUCCGGAAUGUGACCAGCCGGAUCUCUUCUAUACUAGCCCUUCAGCCAUAUGUGGGCAAGAAAGUGCUUCCUCUUUUGGGGAUUGUCUUCAUGGUUCUUGGGACAUAUAUGUUUGUCCGAAAAUUCCUCAACCCCGGCAACGUCAAAUUUAAAAAUACUUACAUCACAAAAGAGUUUAUUCGGUACAAUGAGCAAAAGUGGCAGCAACGAAAGCUCUCUGUCCUGCCCCUCAGUAAAGAAGAAAGAAAAGUCUAUACAACAGUCCCGUCUUUUUGCCAGACGCCCAAGGAAAGGAAAAACACGGCACGCUUUUUUCUGCCUGUGCUUGCUAACCUUUGCAUUUGGGUUCUUUUUGCAGCAGUAGAUUAUUUGCUUUACUGGCUGAUUUUUUCAGUGAGCAAGCAUCUGCAAGAUUUCCCUGAGCUAGAGGUCCAUUUGAAAUUGUAUUACCAUAAAAAUUCUGAUAAAUUUAUCUUCAACAAUGGGGAGAUCAUUAACAAUACAACCUUCUUUAAGAUUCCUCUCUUUGAGCACACCUGUAUUCCCAAACCCAAAUCUGCGCUUGCUGCCAACUGGAUCCCGCUAGCGAUCAUUGUCUUCCUUUUAGCAGCGCUUGGGUUGUUGGUCUGUACCUUCACUCAGCUCAAAAUACUCGUGACAACGUCGUUCUUUCCUCACACAGACAUGAAACGGAUAGAGUAUCUGCAUGCAAAGUUAUUAAAGCGAAGAUCAAAACUUCCUGAGAGAAACAGGAAAAGGAAACUGAAUACAUUUGCAAAGCUACGCUUCUGGUUCCCCAUCCUCCAGGCGAUGAGAAGUGUCCAGAAGGCUGGCUCAGAAGUGACAAAAGACAGUUGUGUUUAACAACAUAAGGAAAAUCAUUACAGAAAUUCAUGGUGGGAGUGGACCUUGCAGAUUUAAUUUUUUUUAUAAAUCACUGAUUUGCUUUUUGCUUCUAGAGCAACUUUGAGCUCAUAAAAAUGUUCAAACUUAGAGCUUAAUUUGCUGUAUUGUCCUGAUAGUUCUAAUACCUCUCUGUGCCUCACGUAUUUUAACUUCUCAGGCCUUCUCUAACAUUUUUUUUACUCCCCGCAUAUUCCUUUCUGCCGCCUCUCUCUCCUCUGUACCACUGCUCUUUUGUGUGGGUGGAUAUUUUUCUCUCCCUGUGAUAUAUCUAUCAUCAUCCAAGUGUCUUGGUCCCUCCAGCCACCUUCCACUUCAUGUUUUAUUUUUUACAGAUGAAAGAACUUUAGGCUUUCAACUCAACAUGAACAACAUAAAUCUGAAAUGAAGGGUUUUAGUUAUACGAGGCCAAUUAGGGUUGCUGGCAUCUUUUCUUAUGUUGCUUCUAGUGAUGCUGUGACCUCAUUCUCCCCUCCUCCUUUUUGGUGUGCAAGAGUGACAUUGCUUGUAAAAAAAAAAAAAAACCUUGGCUCGCCCUUUUGACUCACACAUUCCACCCACACUCUGAGAUGAGGAACUACUUUUUUUAAGGCAGAGAGAUAA
Sphaerodactylus townsendi is the source of this 2183-nucleotide messenger RNA. RefSeq names its product dendrocyte expressed seven transmembrane protein (gene DCSTAMP). The record is from RefSeq and is a predicted model, not a curated record. Gene Ontology annotation, cellular component: membrane. NCBI's taxonomy places the organism in Eukaryota, Metazoa, Chordata, Lepidosauria, Squamata, Sphaerodactylidae. The transcript has 4 exons. Bases 105 to 1541 code for a protein of 478 amino acids.